Molecule: messenger RNA, 8260 nt
Organism: Aquila chrysaetos chrysaetos
Lineage: Eukaryota; Metazoa; Chordata; Aves; Accipitriformes; Accipitridae
Gene: PHF8
Product: PHD finger protein 8
Biological process (GO): protein demethylation; regulation of transcription by RNA polymerase II
Molecular function (GO): transcription coregulator activity; histone demethylase activity
Source: RefSeq, a predicted model, not a curated record
CCAGGAGAAGGUGCCCCCCAGUCGUCCCCCGUCGGUCGUUGGAGGUUUUGCAUCAACCAGACCAUCAGGAACCGGGAAGCCACCGGUCCUGGGGGACCCCCACCCAACCGAAGAGCCUUGGGGACAUCCCGCGGUGGUGACGUGGAUGCGGUCCCAGAUGUUGGUGGCCCUCAAGGGCCAGGGAUGGUUGUCACCGGACCCCAAGAACCAGGUGGCCCUCAAGGACCAGGGAUGGUUGUCACCGGACCCCAAGAACCAGGUGGCCCUCGAGGACCAGGGAUGGUUGUCACCGGACCCCAAGAACCAGGUGGCCCUCGAGGACCAGGGAUGGUUGUCACCGGACCCCAAGAACCAGGUGGCCCUCAAGGACCAGGGACGGUCAUUACUGGAGCGUUACAGCAGGAUGGACCUGGGGGACCAGAGAUGAUUGUCCCCAAAUCCAGUGACCUGGGUGUCCCCCAAGGACAGGAGAUGAUUGUCCUCAAACUCCACGAGCUGGACACACCCAAGGGACCAGAGACAAUUGUCCCCAAACCCCAUGAGCUUGGUGUCCCUCAAGGACAGGAGAUGACUGUCCCCGAACCCUGUGACCUAGGUGUCCCCAAAGGACUGGAGAUGAUCGUCACCGGACCCCAAGACCCAGGUGUCCCCCAAGGACUGGGGACAAUGGUCACAGGCGCUUGGGAACAGGAUGGACCCAGGGGACUGGGGACAAUUGUCACCGGACCCCAAGAGCUGCAUGAACCCAUGGGACCAGAGAUGAUCAUCUCCAAACCCCAAAAUCUUGGUGUCCCCCAAGGACCAGGGACAACUGUCACCAGCGCUUGGGAGCAGGAUGGACCUGGGCAACCAGACAUGAUCGUCACCAAACCUCAAGAGCUUGAUGACCACCAAGGACCAGAGACCAUCAUCCCUGGACACCAAGACCUGGGUGUCCCCCAAGGACAGGGGACAAUUGUCCCUGAAGCUUGGGAGCAGGAUGGACCAUGGGGACCAGAGACGAUUGUCCCCAAACCCCAAGAGCUGGACGUCCCCCAAGGACCGGAGACGAUCGCCAUCGGAGCUUGGGAGCAGGAUGCAACCAUGGGACCAGAGGACCCCCCCAACGGAGAGGACCCCGGGCCGUCCCACCGCCGCGGGGGGUUAUUUUGCCCUGGGGUUUAAUUGCCCCCGCCUGAAAAACCCCGUCAGCAAGAAGACCUGGGGGCGCAAGAUCAAAAGUUGGGCCCGGCGGCUCCGGCAGCCCCCCCCCCACUGCGGGGGGACCCCCCCGGCCAGGGGAGGUGGAGGAAUUUGGGGAUCCCCCCCGGCGGGGGCAUUGCCAGCCGCUAAUGAACCCUGAGUCGACCGACCCCCCUGAAACCGAAGGCGAUUGGGGGGAUCCCAGCUCGGAAAGUGAAAGUGGGGGGUUGGGGGGACCCCCCCAUCCCCCAGGGGCCCCUCCCCGCCCCCCCGGAUCCCCAUCAUCCCCCAUGAGCAGCGACGGGGAGACGGACCCUGAAGACGAAGAUUUACGGGUGGAGCUGCGAAGGCUGCGGGAAAAGCAUAUCCAGGAGGUGGUGACGUUACGGGCGCAGCAGGACAAGGAGCUGCAGGAGCUGCACGGGCGUCUCCGUGCCCUAAAAGAAGCUCGGGGGGACCCCCCAAAAUUUGGGGGACCCCCCCCGGGGGAUUAUGGGGGACUCCCUCAUCAUUGCCCCGGGGGGUCCCCCCGACGGCUUCGGGGUGCCAAGGGAAGAGGAAGGGGAAGGGGCGCGACAAUGACAGGCCCCAUAACCCCCCCAGCCCCCCCAACCCCCCCCCCCAGCCCCUCAAAAAAAGGGGCUCUUCACCGAUGACCUGCACCGGCUGGUGGAUGAGUGGGUGCAGGAUACGGCCCGAGCCCAGGGGACCUCGUCGUGGGUGGCCACCCUCCGCGGCACCCGGAUGACCCCCCCAAAAUGGGGAGGGGUACCGCCCCCCAAAACCAACCUCCAUGGGGGGGGGCAGCCCCCUCCCACCAGGGGCUGAGUGAAGGGGGGGCCCCCCGGUACCCUAAAACUGCUGCUCCUCCCCCAAAUCCCCUUGUUUUACCCCCACCCCCCCUAUUUUGGGUGCCACCCCCCGUUCCCACAUCCCCCUUCCCCGGGUGACCCCAAUUUUCGGUCCCCAAAUCGCCUCAUUUCACCCCCCUCCUUGGUUUGGCCCCCCUGUAGGGUGAACCCCAAUUUUCAUCCCCCAAAUUGCCUCAUUUUACCCCCAAAUCCACCUUUUUGGGGGUCUGAUGCCCCCCCCGGGGGUUGAUCCCAGUUUUCACCCUCAAAAUCACCUUGUUUUGCCCCAAAACCCCCUUUUUUGUGGCCUGCCCCCCACCAUGUAGUGACCCCAAUUUUCGGCCCCCAAAUCACCUCGUUUCAUCCCAAAACUUCUUUUUUGGGGCCUAUUGCCCCUUUUUGGGCCUUCCCCAUGAGGUGGCCCCACUUUUUGGCCCCCAAAUCACAUUGAUUCACCCCAAAACCCCCUUUUUUGCAGCCUGCCCCCCACCAUGAGAUGACCCCAAUUUUCAGCCCCCAAAUCAUCCCAUUUCACCCCAAAACUCCUUUUUUGGGCCUAUUGCCCCUUUUUAGCCCCCCCCCAUGAGGUGACCCCAGUUUUUGGCCCCAAAAUCGCAUCAAUUCACCCCCAAACCCCCUUUUUUGAGGCCUGCGCCCUCCCCAUGGGGUGACCCUACUUUUCGGUCCCCAAAUCACCUAAUUUCCCACCCAAAACCCCCAUGUUUUGCCCCAUCAUGAGAUGACCCCACUUUUCAGACGUUAAAUCACCUCGCUUCCCCCCCAAACCCCCUUUUUUGGGCCUAUCCCCCUUUUUGCUCCCCCCCCAUGAGGUGACCCCAAUUUUUAACCCUAAAUCAGCCUCGUUUCACCCCAAAACCCCAUGGGUUGAACCCCAACCCCUCGCUCACCCCCUCAUUUGCCACCAAAUCCCUGUUUUUGCCCCCGAAACCACUGGGAGCCCCAAAACUGCCGUAUUUCACCCCAACCCGCCCCCCACAGGCCUGGGAUUCCCCUUAACGCAGCCAUGGUGGGGUGUGGGGGGGAACUGGCUAUACUGGUGUUACUGGUGACCCCCUCCCCCAUUCUGGUCGUACUGGUACGACUGCCCCUCCCCCACUUUACCCUCCCCCCCCCCCCCCAGCCCAUUUUUGGGUCAUUUCUUCAUGUUUUCUGCCCAUCUACCUCACCCUUCACCAGACAGCGAGGUUUUGGGGUGAAUUCCUGGGUGUUCUGGUUCUGGGGAGGAGGGAGGCGUUUAAUUUGGGGGGGGGAAAUUACUAUAAAGUUCGUAAAAGAAACCCAAAACAGAGAAAUAAAAGCGUGGCGCCACUCCCAAGAUGGCGGCUCCCGCCUCAAGAUGGCGCCGCCCCCCCCCCCCGCCAUGCACCGCCUAUGGGGAGGCGGGUGGGCUCGCCCUUCUCAAGAUGGCGUCCGCGCCCUUCUCAAGAUGGCGUCGCGACGCGGUCAAAAUGGCGCCUCGGCCCCGCCCUCUCCCUCCCCGUUUCCGCGUUUGAAUAAAACUUUAUCGGGCGGCCGGAGCCGGGCAGGAGCCGCGGCGGCGGCGGCGGAACCGGGGCCGGGCCGGGAACGGGCGGCGGUAACCGGGAGGUGGCGGUGGAACGGCCGGGAGAGGCCUCAGGCCUGGCCGGUGGGGCCUGCGGCCUAGUUGGGAGGUGGCGGUGGGGGACGCGUAGGCCUCGCGGGGAGCCCGGGGCCUUGUAGGCCUUUGAGGGGGGGGGGGGAAGGACCCUAUAGAGCCGGGGGGGGGGGGUGCUGGGGCCCUAUAGGCCCUUUAGGGGAGCUCGGGGCCCUGUAGGCGCUUGGAGGGGGCCUGGGGCCCUACAGGCCCCUUUUGUGGGGGUGGGGGGUUAGGGCCUUGUAGGCGUUUGGGGGGGGUCUCAGGGACCUAUAGAGGCUGGGAGACCCUAUAGGGCCUUUUGGGGGGUGUCCUAGGGCCCUGUAGGAUCUUUUAGGGUUGUCCCAGGGUCCUAUAGAGCUGUGGAGGCCCUACAGGCUCUUUUGAGGGGGGGGGCAGGGCCCUAUAGAGCAAGGGAGACCCUAUAGGAAUUUCUGGGGGGAGCCCAGGGCCUUAUAGAGCCGGGGACACCCUAUAGGCCCUUGGGGGGGGGUGUCCCAAGACCCUAUAGACCCUUUUGGGGGUAGUCCAGAGCCUUAUAGAGCUGGGGAGACCUUAUAAGUCCCUGGGGGGGGUGUUCCAGGCCCGUAUAGAUCUGUGUAGGGGGGUUGUUGUGUCUCCUAAGUCCCUAUAGGGAGACUCAGCUGCCCCCCACGAGGCGGGGAGCGUAUAGGGAAGCAUUAAAGGGGGGUGGGUGGCUAUAGGGGAGGGAUUCCUAUAAGGGGUCGCCUAUAGAAAAGCCAAAAGAGAGUGUUUUAUAGGGGGGGGGGGGGUCACGGGAAGGGGUUUAUAGGGAUCUAUAGGGCAGUGGGGCGGAUGUCCUGGGCUGGGGGACUGGGUUGGGGGGGUCUAUAGGGGUGCGGGAGGGGGUCUGUAGGGUCAGGGGUGCCCCUAUAGGGGGUGGGGGGGGGGGGGGGGGCAUGGCCUCGGUACCCGUAUACUGCCUGUGCCGGCUGCCCUAUGAUGUCACCCGCUUCAUGAUCGAGUGUGAUGGCUGCCAGGACUGGUUCCACGGCAGCUGCGUGGGGGUGGAGGAGGAGGCGGCGGCCGAGAUCGACCUCUACCACUGCCCCAAGUGCGAGGUGCUGCACGGCCCCUCCGUCAUGAAGCGUCGCCGGGGUCCCCCAAAGCCUCCGGAGGUGGAGCCGGGUCGCCCUGUCCGCACCGGCAGCGCCCAGUUCGUCCGGGAACUACGCGGUCGGACUUUCCCCAGCGCUGACGAGGUGCUGCUCCGACCGAGCGGAGCCCAGCUGACAGUGGAAUACCUGGAAGAAAAAACCUUCAGCGUUCCCAUCUUGGUAGCCCGGAAAGAAGGAUUGGGAAUGACGUUACCCCCCCCCACCUUCACCCCGCGGGAUGUAGAACAUUAUGUGGGGGCGGAGAAGAUCAUCGACGUCAUCGAUGUGGGGAGACAAGCCGACUGCAGGAUGCGCCUGGGGGAUUUCGUCGCCUAUUUGGGGGGAGCCCGACGCGACCGCGUCCUCAACGUCAUCAGCCUGGAGUUCUCUGACACGCGCCUUUCCAACCUAGUGGAGACACCACGGAUCGUCCGGAAGCUGUCGUGGGUGGAAAACCUAUGGCCGGGGGAAUCGGCGUGCGAACGCCCCAGCGUGCAGAAAUAUUGUCUGAUGGGCGCCCGCGACAGCUACACCGACUUCCACAUCGAUUUCGGGGGGACCUCCGUCUGGUAUCACGUCCUGAGGGGUGAGAAGAUCUUCUACCUGGUGCGACCCACGGCGGCCAACCUGGCUUUGUUCGAGGCUUGGAGCAGCUCCCAAAAUCAGGGCGAGCUUUUUUUUGGGGACCAAGUCGAUCGUUGUUAUCGUUGUCCUCUUCGUCAAGGCCAGACCCUCUUCAUCCCCACCGGUUGGAUCCACGCCGUGCUGACCCCCGUCGACUGUUUGGCUUUUGGGGGGAACUUCUUGCACAGCCUCAACAUCGAUAUGCAGCUCAAGGCGUAUGAAAUCGAGAGACGCCUCAGCACCGCCGACCUCUUCAAGUUCCCCAAUUUUGAGACUGUCUGCUGGUACGUGGGGAGGCAUCUCCUGGACACCUUCCGAGGGCUCCGGGAGAACCGCCGGCACCCCGCUGCCUACCUGGUGCAUGGGGCCAAGGCGCUGACGGCCGCUUUCCGCGCUUGGACCCGCAAGGAGGUGUUGGGGGAACACGAACAUGAGAUCCCCGAAACUGUCCGGCCAGGGCAGCUCAUCAAGGAGCUGGCGAAGGAGAUACGGCUGGUGGAGGAUCUCUUCCAGCAGAGUGCCGGGAAAUCGGGGUCCCCCUUUGGCCCCCCCCGGGGGGUCCCACCUCCCCUGAAAGACCCACCCCUCAAAAAGGGGGGUCCCCGCAAGCCCCCCCCCAUGCCUCGCCCCCCUGACGAGGGGGGGACCCCAAAACCCCCCCCAGCCCCCCAAGAUGAGGAUGAAGAGCCUGACCCCCCCAGUUCAAGCCCUGAGGAGACAGACCCCGAUUCGGAGGGGGACCCCCAAAUUCUCCUGGCCAAUGGCGGAGCCCGGUCACGUCAGAGCCGCCCGGGGGGGCGUUGGGGGUCCCGCCCCCCCCCCGUCUCCCCCGUGUUCCCCCCCCCAGCCCCCCCCCUGGACCUGGACUCGGAGGAGGAUCUGCAGAUCGACGAGACCCCCCCCCGCCGUGGCCCCCGCCGCCUCCCCCGGCUCCCCCGAAAACUCCCCCGCGCCAAACCCUGCUCGGACCCCAACCGGGUGCGGGAGCCGGGAGAGGUCGACUUCGAUAUCGAGGAAGAUUAUACGACGGAGGAGGAGGAGGGGGGAGCGGGGGGGAGCGCGGCCGGCAUCCUCGACCUGCUGAAGGCCAGUCGGCAAGUGGGGGGCUCAGAGUACCCCCAACUUAGUGAGGCCCCCGCCUCCCCCAGCACCCGUGAAGCCAUCCAAGGCAUGCUCUGCAUGGCCAAUCUCCCAGCGGGGACCCCCCUGGGCCCCCCAAAUUGGUGGUCUGGGGGUUCAGGACCUGAUCGGGGGGGGGGUCCUGGAAUUUCGGGGGGUCCCCGCCGUCCCCCCCCAGCCCCCCGAAGUACCGACAGCGAGGACGAAGCCAGCAUGGACGAACAAGACAGUUUGGGGGCUUGCUUUAAAGACGCCGAAUACAUUUAUCCGUCGUUGGAGUCAGAUGAGGAUGACCCAGCUCUGAAAUCGCUCCCCAAAAAGAAGAAAGUCACCGAUGAUGCACCCUGGAGCCCCAAAGCCCGGGUCACCCCCACGCUGCCCCGGCAGAGCCGCCCAGUUCGGGAGGGGACGCGGGUGGCAUCGGUGGAGACGGGGCUGGCGGCCGCUGCCGCCAAACUGGCCCAGCAGGAGCACCGCAAGCUGCAGCGCAGGAAGGGCCCGACCAAACGCCGCCCCCCCCCCUCGCCCCCCUCCCCUGAAGAGGAGGAAGAGGAGGAAGAAGAAGACGACGACCCCCCCGAACCAGAGCCAGAACCUGAAGGGGAACCUGAAGGGGACCCCGAAAUUGAGCUUGGCGGGGGGGAACCAGAAACAGACCCCCCCCCACCACCGGAUCCCCCUUACCCUCCCAGUUUGGCUGAUCACGAAUAUACGGCUCGUCCGGGGGGGGGCGACUGUUUUUGGGGUGCCCAGCCGGGACGAGCCCCCACCCCGAUGGCACCCGGAGUCUUCCUCACCCAACGCCGGCCCCCUCCCGCUUCGGCCGCUGCCGCCCAGGGAAAACGCCCCAAAAAGGGGCUGGCUACGGCCAAGCAGCGCCUGGGCCGGAUCCUCAAGAUCCAUCGCAAUGGGAAGCUGCUGCUCUGAAGAGGGGGGCGGGGCCGGCGGCGGGCCACGCCCACACGGGGGUGGGGCUAGCGGCAGGCCACACCCCCCACCUUGGGCUCUGCAUUCACUGCAGGGGAGAGCUGGUGUAGGGAGGGGGUGUGGCUAAGGUGGGGCCACGCCCAUAGGGUGGGGUUGGAGUGGGGCCGCCCAGUGGGGGUGUGGCUUGCGGCAGACCACGCCCCCCCCCCCGCCGCAGGUGGAGCCCCGCCUGCUUUGUACCCACUGCAAGGCAUUGAUGCUGAGCUGAGGGUGUGUGGUCAGGUGGGGCCACGCCCACGGGAGAGGGCGUGACUUGCGGGGAGACCACACCCCCCACCGCAGGCGGAGCUCCGCCUGCAGCCAGUGCAGGGAAGAGCGGCUGCUCUUAGGGGGUGUGGCCACGCGAGCCCACACCCACCGCGAGGUGUCGCCAGGCCACGCCCACGCAGGGGCGGAACUGCCGCCAGGCCCCGCCCACCGCGGGAAACUGCUCCUUGCUCCUUCCCAUUGGUUGCCGCCGAGACGGAGGGGGCAGGACUUUCUUUCCCAUUGGAUGCCGCCAAGAGAGGAGGUGAUUGGAGGAGCCAGGCCCGCCCUCGGACUGGAGAAGGAGCGGAGCUUUCGCUGAUUGGUUCCCACUGGAUUUUUUUUUUUUACCCCCUCCCCCACGUGUCUUCAGGUUGAUUGACGGGGGGGUGGGGCCGCUUCCCAUUGGCUGCCCCCGGUUUUGUAGGCGUGUCCGGAGGCCGCGGCCCCGCCCCCACUUUUGUAUUUGUUAGAAUAAAAGGAGAAAAAAAGGCAAA